UCAAAAGACUGAAAUAUGUCUGUGGCUGCAGAGAACUACCAGGCCGAUCUGGCCAACAUCACAUGUGAGAUCGCCAUCAAGCAGAAGCUGAUCGACGAGCUGGAGAACAGCCAGCGGCGUCUGCACACGCUCAAGCAGCAGUACGAGCAGAAGCUGAUGAUGCUGCAGUGCAAGAUCAGGGACACCCAGCUGGAGCGCGACCGCGUCCUUCAGAACAUGAACUCUGUGGAAAGUGGCACAGAGGACAAGGCUCGUAAAAUCAAGGCUGAAUAUGAGAAGAAGCUGAGCGUCAUGAACAAGGAGCUUCAGAAGCUCCAGUCGGCUCAGAAGGAACACGCCCGCCUGCUGAAGAACCAAUCACAGUACGAGAAGCAGCUGAAGAAGCUCCAGAUGGAUGUGACUGAAAUGAAGAAGACAAAGGUUCGUCUUAUGAAGCAAAUGAAGGAGCAGCAGGAGAAAAAUCGACUGAAUGAGUCGCGCAGGAACAGAGAAAUUGCCUCUUUGAAAAAGGACCAGCGAAAGCAAGAGCAUCAACUAAAGCUGCUGGAGGCUCAGAAAAGGCAGCAGGAGCUGAUUCUGAGGAGGAAGACUGAGGAGGUGACUGCUCUGAGAAGGCAGGUGAGGCCCACCUCAGGUAAAGUGGUCCGGAAAGUCAACCUUCCGGAGGUUCAGGACUCCAGCCACCGCCCGCCCUCCGGACGCCUUUACUCCUCCAGCAGCACGGCUGCCAACGGCACAUGGUCCUCCUACAGGCGCACAGCUGGUGUUUAUUCCACCAGAGUCGCUCGUAACAAAUGGCAGACCCUGGAGCGGCGCAUCUCAGACGUCAUAAUGCAGAGGAUGACCAUCUCUAACAUGGAGGCCGACAUGAACCGUCUCCUCAAGCAACGAGAGGAGCUGACGAAGCGAAAGGAGAAGGUGAUCAGGAAGCGGGACCGGCUGUUGAGAGAGGGUCUGGAGGCAGAGAAGACCGUGCUCCCUCUCAACGAGGAAGUGGAUGCUCUGACCGCCAACAUUGAUUACAUUAAUGACAGCAUCGCCGACUGUCAGGCCAACAUCAUGCAGAUGGAGGAAACCAAGGAGGAGGGUGACACAGUGGACGUCUCUGCUGUGAUUGGUUCUUGCACUCUGGUUGAAGCUCGUUUCCUAUUGGAUCAUUUCAUGUCCAUGGCAAUUAACAAGGGUCUACAGGCGGCUCAGCGGGAGUCUCAGGUGAAGGUGAUGGAGGGCCGCCUGAAGCAGACUGAAAUCACCAGCGCCACACAGAACCAGCUGCUGUUUCACAUGCUGAAGGAGAAGGCCGAGUUCAACCCGGAGCUGGACGCUCUGCUGGGAAACGCUCUGCAAGAGCUAGGUAACUUCCCAGUUGAAAACGGGGAUGAUAGCAGCAGCGAUGAGUCAGCCCAGAGUCCCUCAGCAGAAGGAACCACAUUGGCGUCGGACCUUAUGAAACUUUGUGGGGAGUCCAAAACAAGGAGCAAGGCCCGCAGGAGGACCACCACUCAGAUGGAGCUUCUGUAUGCAAACAGUGAAUCUGCCGGUGAUGCGCCCGCUGACUUCUCCGGCCCCAUGCUGUCUUUGGCUGAAACCCCAGAUGGAGGUGGAGUGGACAUGGACUUGUCGGGCCCAUCAGUCAGAGACUACACAGCUCUUUCCCCUGGCUUUUCCUCUAAAAUGGGCAGCAUCUCUGGCUCCAGAACUGUGUCAGGUUUGGAGAAGCGAACCCCAGAGCCGUCCCCGCUCUCUCGCAGGAAGACCUAUGACAAGGCACAAGCAGCGGCUGACAGGGCAAAGGUCAAGGAGAAUAAACAGGGCGUCAUCAACCCAGUGCCGUCCACUAAGAGCAGCCGCUCGGCGAUGUUGCAGUGCGUUCACGUGGCAGAGGGACACAGCAAAGCCGUGCUGUGUGUAGACUGCACCGACGACCUUUUGUUCACCGGAUCCAAAGACCGGACCUGUAAAGUGUGGAACCUGGUGACGGGUCAGGAGAUAAUGUCCCUGGGAGGCCACCCUAACAACGUGGUGUCGGUCCGCUACAGCUCCAGUCUAGUCUUCACCGUCUCCACUUCAUACAUCAAAGUAUGGGACAUCAGGGACUCGGCCAAAUGCAUCAGAACUCUAACAUCCUCUGGUCAGGUCAAUGUUGGGGAUAUCUGUGCAUCUAACACCAGUCGGACGGUCACCACCCCGUCAGGGGAAAACCAGAUCAACCAAAUUGCUCUCAAUCCCAAUGGGAUGGUCCUCUAUGCUGCUGCUGGAAACUCAGUUCGGGUGUGGGAUCUGAGGAGGUUCGUUUCCACCGGAAAGCUAACGGGUCACCUGGGUCCUGUCAUGUGUCUGACUGUGGAUCAGUCUGGAAACAACCAAGACCUGGUGAUCACUGGGUCCAAGGAUCAUUACAUUAAGCUGUUCGAUGUAAGUGAAGGCUCUCUGGGGAGCGUCAGCCCUGCGCACAACUUUGAGCCUCCCCACUAUGACGGUAUCGAGUCACUGGUGGUCCAAGGGGACAUUUUCUUUAGCGGUUCCCGCGACAACGGAAUCAAAAAGUGGGAUCUGGAUCGCAAAGACUUGCUGCAGCAAGUCCCAAAUGCUCACCGUGACUGGGUUUGCGCCCUGGGCAUCGUCCCCAGCUCCCCGGCCCUGCUGAGUGGCUGCAGAGGAGGGGUGCUCAAGCUCUGGCACACAGACACACUGGGGCCUCUGGGGGAGCUCAAGGGUCAUGAGAGCCCCAUAAACAGCAUCGCUGCAAACAGCAGCCACCUGUUUACAGCCUCCGACGACCGCACAGUGAAGAUCUGGCGCGCCCGCGCCGGACUGGACAGCACCUUAGAGGGCGUGGACAAUGCAGACGAGGUGGCCAGUAACUGAGCGCAGCACCCCCUGCCUGUGAUGACUCCAGAAGGACGUAACUGCAUUCUGUGACGUUGCUGCUCUUGCACUUUGCCCUCAACAUCUUAACCCAGUGCUGACUCUGAACAUGCUCACUGUUUUGGCCAUACGAUCGUUGACUCAGCCCAAACUCGCUCAGUAAUCUCAUAAUCUCUUAAGGUAUUUUAUUCAUUUCAAUGUUCGGUACGGCUCCGUUUUAGGUUUUCCGCUGUACGAACUGCAGUAUUGUGAGUUUCUCCUGAUUGUCAGUUGAAAUGACGAGUUCAUUCCAAAUCUCGAAAGUGUCCGCUGACACACACACACACACACACGCACACACACUCUCGAAAGGGGUUUGUGUGUCCGAGACGGUGCAGAGAUGAGCAGCUGAUCCCCGCCUGCAUCGAGAGGAUUCUGAACCACAGAGAAAACCCAAGCAUGAACUGCGCCAUGCCACGCAAUGAAAACGUGCCAUAGACUCUGACUCUGUCCACUCUCUAUUACAGUUUCUAGGAAAAACGCCUAUUCUGCUUGUGCUGUAGAAGAGUAAUCAUAGAAGCUUGUACUUUGAGAACAGACACAACGAUACAGUUUCUAGAGUAACUGUUCAGCUCAGCAUAGUAAAUCCUGAUCUAGGAGACAAAACGGAUGAACUCUUACCCAGAAACAAAAGACUGUUCUCAGAUUUGGGAAGAACUGAUAGGAAUUCUGUUGUAGGAGGAAAACUUGGUAGAUUUAGAGUUGAUAGUGAUCACUUUUGAGUUCAUUUAAUAGAUUUCUUUCACAUCAGAACCAACUUCUCACAUGGCCAUUCCUGAGGGGAAACUAACAGGACACUGUUUCAUCUCAACUCUGCUGCUGAAUAGCAUCUUUAGUUCACCAAGCAAAUAUGUGCAACUUAUGCAAAGUUAAGAUGUUACCACUAACAUGAAUGAUAUCUGAAGCUACAUCAACCUUUUUUUAAAGUUAUUAAUUUAAAACAAGUCAUUAUGUCUUGUACAAUUUUGACAUUUUCAGGAUUUUAUUCCUCAAUUUCUUUGGUUGUUUCUUUUUCUUCCUUCCUUUUUUUCCAAAUCCCAGUUUUACAGAAUGCUUCCCCACCGUGAAAGUUCAGAGGUUUGUGGCCAAUUUUAAGUCUUAAAUUUUCCUUAAGCUUCGAUCUGCCGGUCCAGAUUUGAGCUAACUCUACUUUCUUCCGUAAGGAUUGCAAAACAAGAACGUACAAAACAGCAUUUGUUUGUUUUUUUCUGUCUUUUCUUUGUUUCUUUCUUGUAACAAAGAAAGAAACAAAAAGCAAAAUCAUUUUAAACUGGACUUAGCAUCAUGUAUUGGCAACAUCACUGUUAGCUUGCUAGCAUUUCUAAAACCAGUCUCCGUGGAUACAUCCUAGAGAAUGUAAAUAUUUAUGUUUACGGAGAUUUCCAAAAGGCUGCCAACAUUUUUUAUAUCCAGCAUGUUCUGGCUCACGGUACAUAUAAAACAAUAUGUUUUAUGAAAUUGUCAGCCUUCCGAUUAUCUAUUGAAACUUCUGCUUUCCCACAGCCUGAAUGAAAAGUAGAUAUAGUAUAUUCAGUUUUAUCUAAAAAAAUAUUUCCACUUCUUUCCUUCUUCUCACUUUAAACACGUUCACUAUUUGAAAAACUGCUAACUUUGAGUCUUCUCUCAGUCCAGUUCCAGUCAGCCCCUCAUUUUUCUGAGCCUCUCUAAGUAACUGCAGACCUUUUACAGGGCAAAGCUCUUAGUUUUAGCCUCUUAAUGUAAUGAGAAGAGUGGAAAUCUCCUUCAACUUUGUGGAACUAUUCCUUUAACACUUGAGCACUUGUAAAAAAAAAAAACA
Messenger RNA from Poecilia latipinna (sailfin molly), 4705 nucleotides. Its product is annotated as kinesin-like protein KIF21A. The transcript has 21 exons. The coding region runs from base 16 to 2868 and encodes 950 amino acids. Gene Ontology annotation, cellular component: microtubule associated complex. Gene Ontology annotation, molecular function: protein binding; microtubule motor activity. Lineage: Eukaryota; Metazoa; Chordata; Actinopteri; Cyprinodontiformes; Poeciliidae. The record is from RefSeq and is a predicted model, not a curated record. Gene Ontology annotation, biological process: spindle elongation; microtubule-based movement; mitotic spindle organization.